Molecule: messenger RNA, 1533 nt
Organism: Silurus meridionalis
Lineage: Eukaryota; Metazoa; Chordata; Actinopteri; Siluriformes; Siluridae
Gene: nme7
Product: NME/NM23 family member 7
Exons: 13
Coding region: 225-1466 (413 amino acids)
Biological process (GO): CTP biosynthetic process; GTP biosynthetic process; UTP biosynthetic process
Cellular component (GO): centrosome
Molecular function (GO): ATP binding; nucleoside diphosphate kinase activity
Source: RefSeq, a predicted model, not a curated record
UUUGUACGGGAUAUUUUUGCCCUCUGAAAGAUACAUUUUUAUUAUUAAAAUUUAUAUAGAUUUUUAUUAUCAGCAGUCGGUCUAAUUCUAGGUUACUUUUAAUUUUAAAUUCGUUGCGCGGAUCGUUUUGUUACUAUGGAAACGAUAACUCAGAAAUACGCUAACAAGAGAGGCAAGUGAGCCGCAUUUGGCAGCGGAAACAAACACUGAGAAGCGUGCCUGAAAUGGCUCUGUGCGAGCAGCGUGAAAUGUUUACUUUGAUAGCACAGAGUGACCGUGGGAGUCUGAGAAAGUGCAGGUUUCCAGAAACAGCUCCGAAGGGGAAAAAAAGCCCACUUUUUCACGAGGAGCGCUUUGCCUUUCUGACUGAGUGGUACGACCCCAGCGCUGCUCUCCUACGCCGCUACCAGCUCCUGUACUACCCUAAAGAUGGCUCUGUGGAGAUGUUUGAUGUGAAGAACCAGCGGACCUUUCUGAGAAGAACCAAAUAUGAUGACCUCCAUCCAGAGGAUCUGUUUGUGGGGAACCGUGUUAUUGUAUUUUCUCGGCAGCUCAACCUUGUUGACUAUGGAGAUCAAUACACAGCCAGCAAACUGGGCAGCAAGAAAGAGAGGACAUUGGCUAUGAUUAAGCCAGAUGCAGUGACCAAAGUGGGGAACAUUAUUCAGAUGAUUUAUGAUUCAGGCCUUAUUGUCACCAAGGCCAAAAUGACCAAGCUUUCUGGGAAGCAAGCAGCAGACUUUUACAUGGAACAUCAGUCAAAGUCUUUUUUCAAUAACCUUGUGCAGUUUGUGAGCUCUGGGCCUAUAAUUGUCAUGGAGCUGAUGGGAGACGAGGCCGUGUCUGUAUGGAGGAAAGUUCUGGGUCCUACUGACUGUGGAGUGGCACGCAAAGAUGCUCCAGCUAGCCUUCGUGCCCAGUUUGGAACAGAUGGCACCAAAAAUGCAGGACAUGGGUCAGACUCAUUGGCAUCUGCAGCACGGGAGUUGGAGUUUUUCUUUCCUUCAACUACUAGUCAUGGCCCUGCCAAUACAGCCAAAUACCAAGACUGUACCUGUUGCAUCAUUAAACCACAUGCUGUCUCGGAAGCUCUGACCGGAAAGAUCCUCAGUUCAAUCGCAGAAGCUGGAUUUGAGAUUUCUGCAUUACAAAUGUUCAACAUGGAUCGUGCAAAUACAGAGGAAUUUCUUGAAGUUUAUAAAGGCGUGGUCACGGAGUACACAAGUAUGGUGGCCGAGCUUUGUUCUGGACCCUGCAUGGUUCUUGAGAUUCAUAGCGCAGAUGCGCCCGGAAAGUUCAGAGAAUUCUGCGGUCCGGCCGAUCCGGAAAUUGCACGCCAUUUGCGGCCCGCAACUUUACGAGCUCUUUACGGCAAGAACAAAGUGCAGAACGCGGUCCACUGUACCGACCUUCCUGAAGACGGGUUACUAGAGGUCCAAUAUUUUUUCAAGAUCCUAGAUGGCUGAUUUGUAGAUGACAUAAUUGCACAUGAAUGAUUGUAUGGUUGUUUAAAUUAAAAACAAAAAAGCAACA